Molecule: messenger RNA, 1013 nt
Organism: Lycium ferocissimum
Lineage: Eukaryota; Viridiplantae; Streptophyta; Magnoliopsida; Solanales; Solanaceae
Exons: 5
Coding region: 288-1013 (241 amino acids)
Source: RefSeq, a predicted model, not a curated record
GCUUUCUUUUUUCUUCAAGAUGAAAAGACCGCCUCUUUCGUUUCCCAAGAACUUACUGUUCAUAUCAAAUUUCUCAACUUUCCUCUUUGUAGUACAAAAAUUCCUGUUCGGUGUAGUUGCUUCUUCUUUUCUUUUAGAAAUCAAGAAAGUGGACUUUGAGUACCUAUUGAAAAAGAAAGAAAGUUAGAUCAGUCCUUUUGAUUAUUUUUUCUUUAGCAUUGACAGUACUGCUAGUAGCUUUUUCCUAGUACAUUAUUGUGUUAAGGAGACUUCUUUUGGGUGAUCAGAUGAUGGAAGGAAGUUCUUAUAUGAAAAAGAGAACGGUGUUUAUAGAUGAGUUCAUUGAUUUGGUCUUCUCAUGGUCUAUCCAAGAUAUUUUUGAUGAGACUCUAUAUGAAUAUCAGGUGAAGAAUAUUCCAGAAUCAUUUGAAUCAGUAGAUCAUUACCUCGGUUCAUUUUCUGUCCCUUUACUGGAAGAAACACGAGCAAGUUUAGCCGCUUCUUUGGAAGUCAUAGACAAAGCACCCUUUGGUGAAUUGAUCUCCUUCUAUGAAGUAAAACCAUAUGGAUCACUAUUUUUUGAUGUUAAGGUUGAUUAUUGGAGGAAUGUAUGUGGUGAUGGCAGGGAGCCUUAUCGAACAUUGCCUGGAGAUAUUGUCGUUAUCUCGGAUGCUAAACCUGAAACCGCUUCCGACCUGCAGCGGGCUGCUGUUGCUAAAGAUGCUAAUAAUCAAACGUUGCCUAUUGCUUGGGCUAUAGUGGAAUAUGAGAAUAAGAACACUUGGACAUGGUUUUUGAAAUUGUUGAUAGGCGAUUUGGGAAUGGGAGAUGGCAGAACUACUGCUUGUGAUAUCGACAUGCAAAAGGGGCUUCAAUCAGCUAUGAAAGAAUUGUUACCACCGGUGGAGCACGGGAUGUGUGCAAGACAUAUCCCCAAUCGGUCAAAAGAAUGGAGAGGUCUUCAAAGAAGGAACCAAUUAAGUGUGCAAAAAGCACCUUUGAAGGAGAGAUGA